Baudoinia panamericana UAMH 10762 is the source of this 633-nucleotide messenger RNA. RefSeq lists its product as uncharacterized. The record is from RefSeq and is a predicted model, not a curated record. The coding region runs from base 115 to 534 and encodes 139 amino acids. NCBI's taxonomy places the organism in Eukaryota, Fungi, Ascomycota, Dothideomycetes, Mycosphaerellales, Teratosphaeriaceae. The transcript has a single exon.
CGCGUCUGAAAUGAAGUCAAAGGUGUGCCGACCUGAUUGGCGAGGACGUUGAGAUGGUGAGCUUGGCUUGAAGCAGUGCCAUUAAGCGCGUUGACGCACUGGCGUCUUUGCUACAUGUAUGCAUGGGCCCGACAGCGGACUGUGAGGUCUGGACAAGUCCCACCAACCCACAUGUCGAGCUGCAGCACAAUUGACUGCAUGACCCGAUGGCAGGACGAACGAUACUUCGAAGAUGUCGCCUCUGCACACCGCUCCCAUGAGUGCGUAAGGUACUGCAACCCGACGGCACGGAGAGCUGGUCUCCCGGGCGUCUUCGAAACGCGAGGAUCCGGGCAUGCUCCACUUGACAUCUUAAAGCUCGAUCAAAAUAGCGCCAUGCACGCUAACCUUUACUUGCAUAUACAAGGAUCCUCUCAUUGGUCAGCCCGCGAGGCGCGCAAAGUAAGAAAUUUGCGACGUUGUGAGAAUGGAGCUUUGGAAGCGCGCAGCUGUAGAUGCCUCGUCUGUCGCUCUCUAUACAUCGUUGUGAGAUAGACUUUCACCGGCUUCGAACGGUCAAAGAAGGAGAAGGUGGCUGACGUGUAUUUCGCGGUAAAUGGUGGGCGUGACCAGCUCAGGUAAGACAUCCAAUGC